This is a messenger RNA of Hordeum vulgare subsp. vulgare (domesticated barley), 1955 nucleotides long. RefSeq lists its product as uncharacterized. Bases 821 to 1825 code for a protein of 334 amino acids. Lineage: Eukaryota; Viridiplantae; Streptophyta; Magnoliopsida; Poales; Poaceae. The record is from RefSeq and is a predicted model, not a curated record. The transcript is spliced from 8 exons.
UUGUAUGUUCAAACUUAGCUCUAUGAUUACCUACAAGAUCGUACUGGUUAAUAAUCUCACUAAAGUUUAGUAUAAUCUUUUAGCAAAAGCAAUGUGCUCUAUUCUUAACAAAAAACUGAUCACAAGAUAAAACAGAUAUGUAUCGCUCAUCUGAGCAGAUAUCAUUAAUACUAUUAGUCUAUUAGCAAUCAAUACGUUGGGCAUAAGGUCAAGGAAAAAGACAACCAGCACUCAGCAGCGGUUCUUGCAGAAUUCAGUAAGUUCCCGUGUUGAAAUGAAUACAACAGCAGGAGACAAAAAUGACCUCCGAUGACAGCCGCAGCUACACUCGCCCAGGGCCGGCUGGUAUACCAAAAUAGGGGCCCAUAUAAUCUGGUACAGUGUAUAUUUAAAGAAAAAAAGAAAAAGGCCCAUCUAUCACACAUGCACAGCCAGCGUGUAAACCUGUCCACAAUACAACCAGUUGCCCUCGUCAGGAAAUAAAGGCCUGAACACAGCGGAAGGUUGAGGCUUCGUUUCCUGUCGACCGAUUCACGCACGGAGUCCUUGCGAGUUGCCCUCGCCCAGCCGCCCACUUGCCUGAUUGAAAUUUGGAAAUUUGGAUCCCUAAUUCCCAAAUCACGCAAGGUCAUAGUCUCCUAGAGAGUUGGAGACGGAGGCACAUGAUAGAUCAAAGUCGACAAGGAGGAAAUCGGGAUUCAAGAAGAGAUCAAGAUCAACAGACAACGGAAAAAGCACGGAAGUCUCGUUUCUCCUGAAGUCAUAAUUACUGGAGGCUUGGAGGUCUGGUUUGUUAGCAUGCUAUUUCUCUUUAUUAUGCAUGUGUAUUGUACUUUUGUUGAUUAGUAUGUUUUUUUUCCGCAUUGCAAAUGUUUUGCUUCCAAAUUUAUAUGUGACAUGUUUGUUUAAAUUGUAUAAGAUGGCGCCAAUUAAUCUUAGAUGUCAAUGGACAUUUACAAACUUCACAAAUAACCCAGUGGAGUCUACAUUCAUAGAAUUUGACGACCUCAACUGGUCGGAUACAUACAGAACAUGUAGCAUUUCCGUGAGGAUAGAUGUCAAAUUUCUUGUUAAUCCGAGUGGUGAUAGACUUCACUUCAUUCUGAUGGAUAGAACUGGUGCCAAAAUCGAGGCUAUAGUUGCUGGAAAUGAUUUAGUGCAUAGAUUCGAUUUAACAUUGCACAUGGGUCGUAAGUACAUCAUUCAUGGUGUUACUAUUCGGCCCAACUUUGAAGAGGUGGAGUGUAGAUUCAUUAACCACACAUAUGAGUGCUCCUUCAGUGCAAGAACAUUUGUUGAGUCACUCUCACUAGAAUUUCCAAGAUAUCCAAAGCAUUUGAUGUCCAUCCAUGAAGUUAUGAGGUGUCCAAACAAAACAUUCGUAGACAUAGUUGGCAUAGUUGUUCAAUAUGAUGAUCAUCAACUCAUCGGGAGACACCCAUCUGCUGAAUUGUAUAGAGAGGUCACCUUCAUGGAUAUUUGGGGCAAACGUAUAGUUGUUGGCAUUUCGGGUGGCAACUUGAUUCAAAACUCGUAUAGGUGGUCAACAACUGAAGGCAAUAAAUCUAUUGUCCUUGCAACUAUGCUCCGUAAGAAUAGAAAAUAUGGAAAUUUGGAAACUUCAAGUUACACCACCCUUGCAUUUAACCCGGAUCAUCCUUCAGCACGUGCACUUGAUGACAUUCGCCAGAAAAUAAUAGGUGGGUUGAUUGACAUGGAGUUUGUUCGAGAAUUUAUUGAGAAGAGGUGGGAUUUGCUAGCAAGCGGGCUGUCUACAAAUGAUCCCCGACACAAGAUGUAUACAAAGAAAGCUCGAUCCAUGUAGUAGAGAUAGCAGAAAUCAGUUGUCUAUUACGCAUGAUUGUGCCUUUCAAUUUAUAAGUUUAGUUGUCUCGUGAUGAAGAUCAUAUGUAGUACUUGUUGAGGCAUAAUUUAUGCCUAAGUAAUUUUGGUGA